AAGGACAACAUUUAGUAUUCGCUCAGCAGUAGGUGGACAUAAUUGCGGUUAUAUUUCAAAGACCUGAAAAUGAAUUUUUCAACAAAUACUUCUGAAAUAGAAUCUGGAGGUUUGAUGUUAAAAGGAGACAGUUUUGCAAUUUGGGUUUCAACAAUUUGCCUUUCAGUGGGGUAUUUUGUCGCUACGACUUACAUUAUGGUAAUGCUGAUAACUGAUAUGUGCACAGACGGAGUCGAACCGAGCGGCGCUACCGAAAGUGUUGGGAAACAAAUGAGAAAAUGGAUCAAAAUAUCACGUUUUAUAUUCGUCGCUAUUUGCAACAUUCACUACCUGAUUGGCUGGCUUGGACAAAUGUUGGUCGAUUUGUACUACCCGGAAUCUUGCUAUGUAUACAAAAGCUGCAAACUCAUGAUCGAAUCGGGUGCUGCUUGUUUCACCUAUUUGACGGUUUGGAUUAGACAUCGAAUAAUCCAUAGCAUUCCCGCCAUGAAGCAUGCAACUAAUCUCGCUACUCGCAUCUUGAGUAUAGUUGUAUUAGUCUUAGCUGUAACUGGCCCCAUUCUAAAUAGAUUGCUCGUGAUUCUCAGAUGUUCAGCCAAAGUUGUACAAGAAGGAUGCUUUUUGGUCGAAUUUGAUAUCCCAUUUCAGAUACCAAUCGUUAUAUUUGGCGUGUCGUCAAUUGUAAUGCAAGUUAUAAUACUGGGACUUUUCCUUCAUCCUCUACGUCAGCAUCAAAAGAACAUUGGCACAGCAGCUGACAAUUUGACACCUAUGCUAAAAAAAGCUUACUUUGCCGUUUCACUGUUGAUGUUGCGUGUUAUGCAAGUCCCACUAAUGAAAUAUGCUGACUUGUGA
Molecule: messenger RNA, 855 nt
Organism: Styela clava
Lineage: Eukaryota; Metazoa; Chordata; Ascidiacea; Stolidobranchia; Styelidae
Source: RefSeq, a predicted model, not a curated record